AUGCUUCUCCCCAAGGGCGGGCUGAACUGGAAGGCCGCGAGGGCCCAGCUGCCGCCGUCGAGAGCGCUCUGGAACGUCGCGACGAGGACGCGCUUUCUGCUGCUCCUCACCAUUGCCGGCAUCCUGAUAUUGCUAUGGCGCGGGAUCAGCAGUUCGGCGUCAGAAAUGCAGAGCUUUUACUGCUGGGGACCCUCGAAGCCGCCGAUAGACAUGUCGCAGAACGAGUACGCAAGGUGGCACGCGCACACGCAAACGCCCGUCGUCUUCAACCAUCACGCCCCGCUCAAGAUUGACUCGACCUCGAUACAGCACGUUGACCUGAACCCCAUCAAGUCUACGCGGAAAGCUGUCGCCAACGAGGAGAGGGUUCUCAUCUUAACCCCCCUCAAGGAUGCCGCCCCCUACCUGUCCAAGUAUUUUGAGCUCCUCGCCGAGUUGACCUAUCCCCAUCACCUGAUCGACCUCGCCUUCCUUGUCUCCGAUUCAAAAGACGACACCCUCGCCGUGCUCUCCUCCGAACUCGACCGCAUUCAAAAGCGACCAGACCAGAUUCCCUUCCACAGCGCCACUGUUGUCGAAAAGGACUUUGGCUACCACCUCAGCCAAAACGUCGAGGAACGGCAUUCCUUUGAAGCCCAAGGCCCGCGCCGCAAAGCCAUGGGCAAGGCCAGGAACUACCUUCUUUCCGCCGCCCUCAAGCCGGAGCACUCGUGGGUCUAUUGGCGUGAUGUGGACAUUGUGGACAGUCCGGCCAAGGUCCUGGAGGACUUGAUUGCGCACGACAAGGACAUCAUCGUUCCGAACAUCUGGUUUCAUCGGUACAAGGACGGCAUCGACAUCGAAGGACGAUUCGACUAUAAUUCGUGGGUUGAGUCGGACAAGGGUCGCAGAUUGACCGAGAGCCUAGACAAGAACGUCGUUCUCGCCGAGGGAUAUAAGCAAUACGAUACAGGCCGAACGUACAUGGCCCGGAUGGGUGACUGGCGAGACAACAAGGACGAGGAAAUGGAACUCGAUGGAAUCGGUGGCGUCAAUGUUGUCGUCAAGGCCGACGUUCACCGGUCCGGUAUCAACUUUCCAUGCUACGCCUUUGAGAACCAAGCCGAGACAGAGGGAUUCGCAAAAAUGGCCAAGCGCGCAGGCUAUCAGGUCGUCGGCCUUCCCAACUAUGUCGUGUGGCACAUCGACACUGAAGAAAAGGGUGGAAACAAAUAA
Hirsutella rhossiliensis is the source of this 1215-nucleotide messenger RNA. RefSeq names its product anp1 domain-containing protein. The coding region runs from base 1 to 1215 and encodes 404 amino acids. Gene Ontology annotation, cellular component: mannan polymerase complex. Gene Ontology annotation, molecular function: alpha-1,6-mannosyltransferase activity. Lineage: Eukaryota; Fungi; Ascomycota; Sordariomycetes; Hypocreales; Ophiocordycipitaceae. The transcript is spliced from 6 exons. The record is from RefSeq and is a predicted model, not a curated record. Gene Ontology annotation, biological process: protein N-linked glycosylation; cell wall mannoprotein biosynthetic process.